Messenger RNA from Actinia tenebrosa (Australian red waratah sea anemone), 4728 nucleotides. Its product is annotated as scavenger receptor cysteine-rich domain-containing protein DMBT1. Gene Ontology annotation, cellular component: membrane. The record is from RefSeq and is a predicted model, not a curated record. NCBI's taxonomy places the organism in Eukaryota, Metazoa, Cnidaria, Anthozoa, Actiniaria, Actiniidae.
AUGCCUGAUGCCAAGGUUGCAUGCGGACAACUUGGUUUUACCAAAACUGUAGGAUAUUGGCAGUAUGGACGAGGGACUGGUAAAGUAUGGUUGGAAUAUAUGCAAUGUUCAGGAACCGAGACCUCCCUUCAGAGCUGUAYUCRUAAUGGAUGGGGAAGCGUACCGSGCUGCGAUCACACAACAGAUGUUGGUGUGUURCAUGUCRACGGUACAUCAUUACUUAAMUUAAAUGGAACAGUAURUUAUGGUGGCUGGGAUAUGGACGAUACCAAGGUUGCAUGUCGACAACUUGGUUUUACAAAAGCUCUAGGACCUUGGCAAUAUGGACGAGGAACGGUAGAUACUGCUAAGUGUGUAGUGGAGGUGUAUCACGAGGGUCAAUGGGGAACAGUAUGUCGUGGUUGCUGGGAUAUGCCCGAUGCCAAGGUAGCAUGCCGUCAACUUGGUUUUACCAAAACUGUAGGAGCUUGGGAUUGGGGACAUGGGGCAGGUAAAGUAUGGCUAGACAACAUGGGAUGUUCAGGCUCAGAGUCCUCACUUGGAAGCUGUUCUCACGGUGGAUGGGGUAGUGUUGCAUCUUACUGCGAUCACAGUACUGAUUCUGGUGUUGUAUCUUUUGAAAGGUUUAUUACCACGGUCAAUGGGGAACAGUUUGUCAUGGUAACUGAGGUCAAUGGUCAAUGGGGAACAGUGUGUCAAGGUGGUUAUAAUAAUGACUUUGAUAUAAACGAUGCCAAGGUUGCGUGUCGGCAGCUUGGUUUUAACAAGACUCUAGGACCUUCGCACUUCGGACAAGGGACGGGUAAGAUAUGGCUGUACAACAUGAGAUGYUCAGGCUCAGAGGCCUCACUUGRAAGCUGUUCUCACAAUGGCUGGGGACAGGUGUCUGGCUGCGAUCACACUAGGGAUGCUGGUGUCUCCCUUACUAAUGAAUGUCAUGAAUAUCACUACGUCAYGCAUGAUGGCGUGCGGACACUUGACGUCGGCGAAGUAGAAAAAUCCUUGAGGAACUUAAACCAAAAUAAAAGUGCUGGGCACGAUCAAAUAUCUCCAAGACUACUUAGUAUUGCAAGUAAUGAGCUGUCACCAUCAUUGACAAGGAUCUUUAAUGGUUGCAUAGAAAAACGUUAUUGGCCGGAUGAUUGGAAAAAAGGAAUCUGGGUCCCGGUUUUUAAAAAGGAUGAUCACAAGGAUUUGAAGAAUUACAGGCCAAUUACAGUCCUAAGCACGAUUGAUAAAGUAUUUGAGCAGUUACUGGCAGGCCAAGUAUCGCAUUAUAUUGAACCUUACUUGAACAGGAACUUAACAGCAUAUCGCAAAAGAAACAGUUGUGAGACAGCGCUCAUAAAUCUCCAGGAAGAUUGGAAAAAAUCACUAGAUGAGAAAAGAGUAAUCGGAGUGCUGUCGUCUGAUCUAUCUAAAGCUUUUGAUUCUCUAAACCCACCACUACUGUUAGCGAAGCUCAAGGGAUAUGGAUUUGGKGAUGAUGCUAUUGAACUGUUACUCUCAGAAAGGAAGAACAGAGUUAGAAUGGGCAGUGAAAUUAUGAGCGAGUGGAAAACUGUGAAUAGAAGACGUGGAGAGGAUAUUGACGAAUUAAAUGAUGGACUGAACAUAAUGAAUUGGUAUGAAAAUAAUCUACUCAAGUGUAACAAUGACAAGUUCCAGACAGUCAGUUUUGGACAGAAGCACAAAAACAAGAAUUUGAACAUUACAGCACUAAAUAAGAACAUUAAGGCUAAUUCUGAUAUGACAUUAUUAGRAGUUACAAUUGAUGAAUAUCUGAAUGGUCAAUGGGGAACAGUGUGUCAAGGUGGUUAUAAUAAUGUCUUUGAUAUAAACGAUGCCAAGGUUGCGUGUCGGCAGCUUGGUUUUAACAAGACUCUAGGACCUUCGCACUUCGGACAAGGGACGGGUAAGAUAUGGCUGUACAACAUGAGAUGCUCAGGCUCAGAGGCCUCACUUGGAAGCUGUUCUCACAAUGGCUGGGGACAGGUGUCUGGCUGCGAUCACACUAGGGAUGCUGGUGUCGGUCAAUGGGGAACAGUAUGUYAUGGUGGCUGGGAUAUCAAUGAUGCCAAGGUUGCAUGCCGUCAACUUGGUUUUACCAAAACUGUAGGAUAUUGGCACUAUGGACGAGGGACGGGUAAAGUAUGGYUAACCGGCAUGGGAUAUUUGGGCUCUGAAACUACACUUGGAAGCUGUUCUCACUGGGCAUGGGGAAAUGUUGGUAGCUGCGAUCACACUGUUGAUGUUGGUGUCCUUUCGACCGACACGGUCAUCCUCAGAGGAACUAAAAUACGUUACAAUAUUAACAAAACCUACGCGAUCAAACUGGGAACAGUAUGUACUGGUAACUGGUACAUGGACGAAGCCAGGGUGGCAUGUCGGCAACUUGGUUUUACCAAAGCUCUAGGAUUUUGGUGGAAUGGAUAUGGGACGGAUAGAAUAUGGCUGUGGAACAUGCAGUGUACAGGUUCAGAGACCUCACUUGGAAGCUGUACUCACAAUGGAUGGGGAAGUGUUUACUCUGGCUGCGAUCACACUAAUGAUGCUGGUAUAUAUUACCAGGGUCAAUGGGGAACAGUGUGUUAUGGUAACUGGGGCACGAAUGAUGCCAAGGUUGCAUGUCGUCAACUUGGUUUUACUAAAACUAUAGGUCGUUGGUACGGUGGACGAGGGACGGGUAAAAUAUGGUUGUACGGCAUGGGAUGUUCAGGCWCAGAGACAUCACUUGGAAGCUGUUCUCACUGGGGAUGGGGAAACGUUGGCUCUCACUGCAAUAAUCACCAAUGUCAAUCCGGAAAAUAUAUGUCUGAUCCUUCAUUUAGGAAUCCUUUUCGUUAUGACASAGUAUUAGACUUAAUAGUUGAUAAAUACAAAUUGCAAUUAUGUCAUGGUUACUGGGAUAUGCAAGAUGCUAAAGUUACAUGCCGACAACUUGGAUUUUCAAAAACUAUAGCAUAUUGGGAAUAUGGACGAGGUACGGGUAAGAUAUGGCUAUACGACAUGAGAUGUUCAGGCUCAGAGGCCUCACUUGGAAGCUGUACUCACAAUGGAUGGGGAAGUGUUCACUCUGCCUGCGAUCACACUAAUGAUGCUGGUGUCAUUUGUUUUUCGAAUAUUGUGGAGAUAUGUCAGCAGAGUCAAUGGGGAACAGUGUGUGAUGGUAGCUGGAAUAUGCCCGAUGUCAAGGUAGCAUGUCGUCAACUUGGUUUUAGUAAAACUUUAGGUCCUUGGUACRAUGGAAGAGGAACGGGUAAAGUAUGGUUGAACGGCAUGGGAUGUUCAGGCUCRGAGGCCUCACUUGGAAGCUGUUCUCACAAUGGAUGGGGAMAGGUCUCCUCUUACUGCAAUAGCCACGCAGAUGAUGCUGGUGUCGUGCGCUUUUGUAAUGGUGGAAAUGAAUGUUACAACAAGUGUUUCAAAAGCACUACCGAAGAAACRAGCGCCUUACUAUGGUUUGAAAACUACGUGCUUGUCAUUUUCAAUAGGGUUCUCCAUGUAUGUCUCUUCGAGGUUUAUUACSAGGRUCAAUGGGGAACAGUGUGUCAUGAUGGCUGGUACAUGGAGGAAGCCAAGGUUGCAUGUCGDCAACUUGGUUUUACCAAAACUGUAGGAUAUUGGCGCUAUGGACRWGGGACGGGUAAAGUAUGGCUGAAUUACAUGGAUUGUACAGRAUCAGAGUCCUCACUUCAGAGUUGCUCUCACRAUGGAUGGGGAGGCCAUGGCUCUUCCUGCGACAGUCACCAAUAUGAUGCUGGUGUUCAUGCUAGAUUAUUGUUUCWGUGUGAUAUGCUUCUCGGCUGUGUACUUGGCCCUCUAUUGUUCUCAUUUUAUAUCUCCCAAAUGGAAGAUACCAUGGUCUACGCAGGCAACACACAGAUCUACAUCAUCUUGAUGGAACCGGAUAAGGCAGCCUCAUUAUAUCGCCCUAAGCCUUGCAUUCGUGAUAUCAGGGAGUGGYCCUUCCCUAACAAGCUGGGAACAGUAUGUCAUAGUAACUUUGAUAUUAAUGAUGCCAAGGUCGCAUGCCGACAACUUGGUUUUACUAAAACUGUAGGAUUUUGGGACUAUGGACAAGGGACUGGUAAAGUAUGGCUUAACGACAUGGGAUGUACAGGCUCAGAGUCCUCACUUGGAAGCUGUUCUCACAGUGCAUGGGGAAACGUUGGCUCUAGUUGCAAUACUCACCAAUAUGAUGCUGGUGUCGUGUACUUUGGUCAAUGGGGAACAGUGUGUCAUUAUGGUAGCUGGGAUAUGGACGAUGCCAAGGUUGCAUGUCGUCAACUUGGUUUUACUARAACUCUAGGACCUUGGUACUGGGGACGAGGGACCACUAUACUGCUAGUUAUCAAGGAGGUGUACUACCAGGGUCAAUGGGGAACAGUGUGUCGUGGUAACUGGGAAAUGGAUGAUGCCACGGUUGCAUGUCGUCAACUUGGUUUUACCAAAACUGUAGGACGUUCGUACUAUGGACGAGGAACAGGUAAAGUAUGGCUCUACAACAUGGGAUGUUCAGGCUCAGAGGYCUCACUUGGAAGCUGUACCCAUAGUGCAUGGGGAAACGUUGGCUUAAGUUGGCUUUAGUCACAAUGGAUGGGGAAGUGUUGACUCUCUGUGCAACGGUCACACGUGGGAUGUUGGUGUAGUGUGCAUUUUCGUAUUAUUAUUACUCUGGUCCUAGUUGAWUCCUGGCUUAUUUCUCAAUUGACACGGUUUUGUUUG